Penicillium atrosanguineum is the source of this 267-nucleotide messenger RNA. RefSeq lists its product as uncharacterized. The record is from RefSeq and is a predicted model, not a curated record. Bases 1 to 267 code for a protein of 88 amino acids. Lineage: Eukaryota; Fungi; Ascomycota; Eurotiomycetes; Eurotiales; Aspergillaceae. The transcript has a single exon.
AUGAACCCCCUGAGCGAAACCACUUACCCCUUUCCCGCCGAGGCUUCUGCCGACAACCUUGUGGCUAGUGCUAGUGUCCCGCCCGAUUGGUCCCUGAAAUUCCUGCGCAUUCCGCUAAUUGGCGUCUACCUUAACAUAUUGAGCCAAGCUUCCGGGUAUGCAACAUUGCUCGAGGAUAACGCCGAUCUUGUUGCAAAGGACCUACUUGAUGGGCAUGACAGCAAAUGGAUUCACCAGAAAGUUGGUACCAAGCAAAGACAGCACUGA